AUGGAGCAGGUGCGCAGCGUGCACCAGGGGAGGCAGGCCAUGGUCGGUGCUCCUGGAACCGUACUCCAGCUGCCAUACGAGGUCGCCGUGUCGCACAUCGAAGCCGAGCUGUGCGCCGCGCUGCACGCGGCGCUCGCGACGACCGGCGCCACGGGCGACCACGGCGGCUACGCGCUCUGUGGCGCGUGCGAAGCCACGGAGGAGCUGCUGGAGCUGUGCGAACGGGUCAGUGCUCCGGACUGCCGCGAUGACACCUGGGAUGCCGUCAUGUACCACCGUAUCGGACUUUCCUGGAAGACCCGGCGGCCGGAGCUCAUUUGGUUGGAUGACAAGGUGGUGCAAGUCCAACGGGUGGCUGAGCUUUUGGACGGUGAGCCCUUGCAUUUGCCUUUGCUGGCACACGCACAUGAUGCGCCGAGCCUGCUGGAGAUGCAGCGGAUCGUGCUGGAGCACGCCAAGGACAAUGAGCCUUUGGUGGUGAAGCCACGGCAUGGUGCUAACUCGUGCUUUGUCUUCCUUUGGCCAUCGCCAAAGGAGGUGAACGUCGAGGAGAUCUUCCAAAGUGUCGAGGCUGCGAUGGCCGGGGAAGAUCGAUCAUGGGAGAAGGAGUGUUGGCAGCUAUCACAAGUGCCCAAGGGUGCAGUGCUGCAGCCCAUGUAUCAGAUUGCGGUGGAUCGAGGUUCUGCAGGUGGACCACGGAGUCGAGCGGCGCCCAUGGAGCUCAAAGUGCAAGUCCUUUUCGGCCGCGUGGUGGGCGCCACUCUCAACACCCAUCCGCAGCCGCUUUGGGUGGCUCGGACGGGUGUGAUCCAACUUUGGGAUGCCGAGGAUUUGGUGCAGCGGGGACAGGUCCGUUGCAAGAGCCUGGACCGUUGCUAUGGGCGGAAGCUGCCGGAACAGUUGCUUGAGCAGUUGCAAGAGGCCUUGGCCUCCGACUGGCUCUUCAUUCGAGAUACCUCUGAGCGCCUUUGCCGAGCUGCAGGUUUGGAUGAACUUCGUGUAGAUUGGCUCUUGGGAGAUGCGAAGUGGGGAGCACGCAUCGGAGAGCUCACCUACAUGGGCGCAGGCUCUCGCGUGAGUCCGCCGCUGGCCAUGCGCUUGGCUCGGGCCUUCGCGGCCGGGCACCUGCUGCGGCGCCAGCGGAUGCGCCUGGAGGAAGACUCUGCGGCUGAGCCUUUGUGGCCGUUGACCGCAGAGCGCGGCAAGAAAGUGGCCAGACAAAAAGUCUCCGACCUGUGCCAUGUGGCCACCUCUGUUCGCGAGCUGCCCGACGCAGCGUUGCCCGGGGAGUUCAGUGAGGAGAUGAGGAACAAUGCCAAAGAAGCAGGAUUGGUCGUCGAAGAGACCUGA
Molecule: messenger RNA, 1350 nt
Organism: Durusdinium trenchii
Lineage: Eukaryota; Dinophyceae; Suessiales; Symbiodiniaceae
Source: the annotation of a GenBank genome assembly